AUGUUUGAUAAAACAAGUUUGAGGUCUGUUCAAAGGAUUGUCAGAUCUGGUGUUUUACAGAACGCAACCGCUAAGCAGGUCAAUUGCGCUCAACUAGGAUCCAUAAGAACCAUCAGAAACUAUUCAGAUAAAACCAUUCUUGACUUACCCACAGGAAAAACAAUCACGCUAGCUGACCCUAACCACCCAGAAUACGGUGACUACAAGAACCCUGAGCCAGUGCUUGCACAAUCAAGGGACCCAUACGCCAAAUACGAUGAUCAACAAAAUAGAAGAAACUUGAAUGACCCCGUGAAUAUGGAUGCUGACUUGUACGAUAUGUGGUCACCCGAUUAUUACGAUUUUGUUUCAGAUUCAGAAGCGCUCAAGCAAAAUGCCAUUUUCUUUGGUUUGCUUUUUGGUGCUGCUGGAUUGGUUGCUUAUUUCCAAUUGAACCCCGAAAAGCCAGCAAUGAUUAGAUCUUUCCCAUACAAUGGAAUGGCUGAAGCUCUUGGCUCAACCUCAGAUGAAAAUGCACCAUUUUACCAAGCAAAAGUUGAUCACACUGCUGAAAAGGAAUGCGGUGUUCUUCCACAAGAUGUUGAACAAAAGAGCAACACAGAAUCUUAUCUCAAAGCUAACGACGCCUUCAUCAACACUCUGAAAUAA
Molecule: messenger RNA, 648 nt
Organism: Lodderomyces elongisporus
Lineage: Eukaryota; Fungi; Ascomycota; Pichiomycetes; Serinales; Debaryomycetaceae
Exons: 3
Coding region: 1-648 (215 amino acids)
Cellular component (GO): mitochondrion
Source: RefSeq, a predicted model, not a curated record